CUUCUUCCAACUGAAACAUGAUAUUAACCAUUAGGGUUCACAAUCUAAGAAAGCUAUGCACGGUUUCAAACAUCGCUUUUGUCGGGAACAAAGACAUUGUUAUUUCACUCAAAAACCAUUUUCCCGCUCCUAUAAGCAUGCUCCAACUCAAUUCUGAUCUAAAAUGCUUGGUCAAAACGGGUCAUCUCCAAGAAGCUCGUCAAAUGUUCGAUCGAAUGCCUCACAGAGACGAAAUUUCAUGGACUACCAUGAUUUCUGGUUACGUCACUGCCACGAACUCAACUGAAGCAUUGCUCUUGUUCUCCAAAAUGUGGGUCUCACCUGGGCUUUCCAUGGACCCCUUCUGUCUUAGUAUUGCACUUAAAGCUUGCGCGCUGGAAUUUAAUUUUAAUUAUGGAGAAUCACUGCAUGGCUAUUUAGUUAAAUCUGGUUUUUUUAACUCAGUUUUCGUCGGCAGUGCCCUUUUAGAUAUGUACUCAAAGUUUGGAAAAAUUGAGCUAGGAAUCAAAGUGUUUGAUGAGAUGCCUAUAAAAAACGUGGUUUCAUGGACCGCAAUUAUUACAGGGCUUGUUCACGGUGGAUAUUAUAAGAAGGGUUUGGCUUACUUGUCUGAAAUGAAAAAAUAUGGAGUGGAGUACGAUUCUUAUACUUUAGCUAUUGUUUUGAAGGCUUGUGCUUCUUUAGGUGCUUUGAAUUUUGGCAGGGAGAUUCAUGCUCAUACUACAAAGAGAGGUUUUAAUGGUACUUUAUAUGUGGCUAAUUCUCUUUCUACUAUGUAUAACAAAUGUGGAAAAUUAGAUUAUGGUUUGUGUUUGUUUGAAAAAAUGAAUACACGGGAUGUGGUUUCAUGGACAUCUAUUAUAACAACUUAUAUUCAGAUGGGAGAAGAUAAGAAUGCCCUUGAGGCAUUUAUAAGGAUGGGAGAAGCAGGCGUGAGUCCAAAUGAGUUUACUUUCGCUGCUGUCAUCUCCGGUUGUUCUGGUCUUGUGAGAAUUAGUUGGGGUGAGCAAUUGCAUUCCCUUGUUUUCCGUAUCGGUCUUGCAGAUGCUUUAUCGGUGGCUAAUUCGCUCAUGACCAUGUAUUCGAAAUGUGGGCAGAUAUCUUCUGCUGCAAUGGUGUUUCAUGAAAUGACAAGAAGGGAUAUCAUUUCUUGGAGCACUAUAAUUUCAGUGUAUUCUCAAGGAGGUUAUGGGGAAGAAGCUUUCGAGUAUUUGUCGUGGAUGAGAAAGGAAGGGCCAAAGCCAACCCAGUUUGCUUUUUCUAGUGUGCUGAGUGUCUGUGGAAAUAUGGCUAUUCUAGAGCAAGGGAGGCAGCUUCAUGCUCAUGUUCUUUCCAUUGGGUUAGAACAAGAAGAAAUGAUACAGAGUGCCUUAGUUAAUAUGUACUCAAAAUGUGGGUGUAUUAAAGAUGCUGAAAAAGUCUUUAACGAAGGUGAGAAUUAUAAUAUCGUGUCAUGGACAGCCAUGAUUAAUGGAUAUGCUGAACAUGGAUACUUUCGUGAAACUAUUGAUUUGUUCGAGAUGCUUUCUAAGGUUGGUCUGAAACCAGACUCGGUGACCUUCAUUGGCCUUCUUACUUCUUGUAGUCACGCUGGACUAGCUGAUCUCGGUUUCUAUUACUUCAAUUUAAUGAGUAGUGAGUACCAAAUAAGUCCUUCCAAGGAACACUAUGGCUGUAUGAUUGAUCUACUCUGCCGAGCUGGGCGACUGACAGAAGCAGAGCAAAUGAUUGAAAGCAUGCCGUUUCAUAGAGAUGAUGUGGUUUGGUCAACCCUUCUUAGAGCCUGUAGGGUCCAUGGUGAUGUUGAACGUGGACGACGCACUGCAGAAAAGCUUCUUGAAAUGGAUCCAGAUUGUGCAGGGACUCAUAUCACCCUUGCUAAUAUAUAUUCUGCCAAAGGAAAAUGGAGAGAAGCAGCAGAUGUUAGGAAGAUGAUGAGGUCAAGGGGGGUCAUCAAGGAACCAGGAUGGUCCUGGAUUAAGAUUAAAGAUCGGGUUUCUGCAUUUGUUGCCGGUGAACGAUCUUACCCAGAGGGUGAAGAAAUAUAUGGCAUGUUGGAUCUUCUAGCAUCGAGGGUGGAUUUUUCUGUCCAGGAGUUAGGUUCUCUUCUAGAGCAAGAGGAUUAAGCCUGAAAUGAAGAUUCAAUUUCAUUUUUUUUUCAUGCAGGUUUGGUCCUCUUUCUCCUAAUUGAAAGUUGAAUUUAACAGAAGCAAGGUUCGAAUCGAUUGUUAAC
Hibiscus syriacus is the source of this 2233-nucleotide messenger RNA. Its product is annotated as putative pentatricopeptide repeat-containing protein At3g47840. The transcript has a single exon. Bases 18 to 2126 code for a protein of 702 amino acids. Gene Ontology annotation, molecular function: RNA binding; protein binding. The record is from RefSeq and is a predicted model, not a curated record. Lineage: Eukaryota; Viridiplantae; Streptophyta; Magnoliopsida; Malvales; Malvaceae. Gene Ontology annotation, biological process: RNA modification.